This is a messenger RNA of Syngnathus acus (greater pipefish), 2530 nucleotides long. It is a transcript of the gene fkrp, whose product is annotated as fukutin related protein. The record is from RefSeq and is a predicted model, not a curated record. NCBI's taxonomy places the organism in Eukaryota, Metazoa, Chordata, Actinopteri, Syngnathiformes, Syngnathidae. The transcript is spliced from 2 exons. Gene Ontology annotation, biological process: protein O-linked glycosylation via mannose. Gene Ontology annotation, cellular component: Golgi apparatus. Bases 472 to 2070 code for a protein of 532 amino acids.
ACACAAACCGGAAGCAAUUACGUUGUCAGCGUGUAGCGGUACAGACGCUCGAAAGCUAACCCGUUAGCUAAAGGCUAUUGGACAGCUGUCCAGUCUGUUCCCAGUUCCCCUAGGUAGCCUCACGCACUGAUGUUACUACGUUUAGCUAUGCACCGAGAUGUUAUAAACGUUUAGCUAUGCACUGUGCAGUAUGUAUUAGUCUAAGAUGUAAUGUAACUGGCAUACUCGUUCCUGCCAGGUAAGCUCAAAAGAGCGAAGUUGCCAGAGGUGGGACCCAGCCGGAGGACCAUAUCAGCGCUCACGUGAAGCUUAUUGAAAGUCACAAUGAAACGCCUAUCGGCGUUCUGCAAAUUAUUGCAAAGAAGAAAUAAUGACGAGUUGCUUGUCCGUUCCUCUGACACCAAUGGGGACCUCAAGGUUUGAGUUCUUCAUCCAAACAACACCGGAGACUUACUUAGUCCUCUCGUAGCCAUGCGGAUCACUUUAUGCCAAGGCGUGUUAACCGGGGCCAUCAUCCUCAACCUCCUCAUCCUUUACUACGUGUCUCGAGCUCAGCAGCAAAUGAUGGAGAAGAGGAAGGAACACGGCAGGGCCACCAGGAGGGCUGCCUUACCUGGCUCUGCUCUGGAGGGAGGCAUAGGAUUCAUUGGGCCUGGAGGUGAGCCCAGAAUGGCAGGCGUGUCAAAUAAUAACCAUCGGAGCCCACGCGUGACCGUGCUUCUCCGCGAGUUUGAAAACUUUGAGAAUUACGUCGGGGAUGUCGCCAAUGCCUUCCUGAGACAAAGACCCGAGCUCCCCUUUCUGGUUGUGGCCGACACACCACCGUACCCGCCUCUGGAUCUUCCGGAUGGCUCUCGCCUCCUGCUGCUUUCACCGAGCCCGGACCAGCCACCGCAAGCGCACAGGCCCGAGUUUCACGUCCAGACGGAGUUUGCGCUUCUCGUACCGGACGGUGUGGAAUUGGAGCCGUCUCGAGCUAUUGAUAGGCUGAUUAAGGAGCUGGAAGGCGAGGGUGGCGGUCCGGUAAGGCUGGUGGCUUCACCCGUUUUGUCUCGAUCCGCUGUACAGUGUCUCCAUCUGAGGGUGAACCUCCGCGAGUGGACCGCUACUUACUCAACCGCUGCGUCCGGGAGUAGCGGCAGCGUAUGCACGGCCUUGCACGGCGACGCCGUGGUGCUCAUCCGCACGGAGGAUCUAUUUAAUCUUUCGGUGCCGCUCGGCCGGCCCUUGUUCUCCUCGCUCUUCAUCCAGACCACGCUGAGGGGCUGGAAGGUGAAGCUAUUAGAGAGCCCUUGUUUCUCAGCCAACCACCGACCCCUCUUCAGCUCGGCUCACAACCAGUGGAAGGCGGACACUCGCUUGAAGGAGGCCACGGGGAAGCUGAUGAGGAGCUUCGGUUUGAAGCGUCUCCUGCUGCCAGAGGGGAAGGAGCAGUGGCACGGCUGCGGCAAGGAGACGGCCCGCUGCUUCGGCACAGUGCAGGACGACACGCCGGACUACCUCUAUCUGGAUCGCUGGACGCCUCCGUGUUGUUUGCGUGCACUUCGAGAAACCGCCAAAUACGUCAUUAACAUCCUGGAGAGCUCUGGGGUGCGCUACUGGCUCGAAGGCGGCUCUCUGUUAGGCGCCGCCCGUCACCAGGACAUCAUCCCGUGGGAUUACGACGUGGAUCUGGGAAUCUACCUGGAGGACGUGCCCAACUGCGAUCACUUGAAGAAUCUGGACUCCGGCUCACUGGUGGACGCCAAUGGCUACGUGUGGGAACGCGCGGUGGAGGGCGACUUCUACAGGGUGCAGUACAGCGAGGCCAACCACCUGCACGUGGACCUGUGGCCCUUCUACCCCCGCAACGGCGUCAUGACCAAAGACACGUGGACGGAGCACAAGCAGGACAUGGAGUUUCCGGAACAUUUCCUGCAGCCGCUCGUGCCCAUGCCCUUUGCUGGCAUCAACGCCUACGGUCCGAAUAACCAUCGCGCCUUCUUGGAGCUCAAGUUCGGAGAGGGGGUUGUCGAGAACCCUCAGUACCCCAACCCUGCCAGGAAAAGAUUAGACCGGGCCAAAUUAUGAGGACACCUCAAGUUUGGACUUUGAGUGACUCUGUGUUGAUCUAAUUUAAUGCUGAAUGUUGUGAACAAACUAACAAACAAAACUCUGGACGCGCUGAUCUGUAACGUUUACAGAUCCCCCCAAAAAAAUGGUUUACAAUACAAUGUGUAUGUUGUACAAUAGUGUAAAAUGACUGUGUACAUUUUCACUGUUGAUUUGAUGACUGUACAUUCAUGUAAGGGUAAAUAUGUUUUGCCCUUAUUUGGCUUUUUUUGUGGAUUCACCUUGGUUUACAACUUUGCAUUGAUUUUGUUGAGUCGUUGUUGCACACUUGAAAGUAUGUUAUGUUGUUUACAUGGGAUGAAUCGAAAAGUCUUUGUUGUUGUUGUGACUUUGGAGAGCUUAUAAGGAGCAUAAGCACACUACUACAGUUGUUGUGAGAACACUUGUCUUGAAUAAAUCAUCUUGCUCUACUGUAAAA